Molecule: messenger RNA, 6192 nt
Organism: Anneissia japonica
Lineage: Eukaryota; Metazoa; Echinodermata; Crinoidea; Comatulida; Comatulidae
Product: myosin-9-like
Biological process (GO): microtubule-based movement
Molecular function (GO): microtubule binding; microtubule motor activity; ATP binding
Source: RefSeq, a predicted model, not a curated record
AGUGUCCUCAUCUAUAUAGGCCUAUGCUAAACAAAGUGUCAACAAUCAAGGGGUCUAUAUAUUAAUAAUACUGCUUUCCUAUGAGGUCUAAACCAGGUAGUUGGUUGUAACUCCACUUUAAGUAACUAGCAAGAGAAUUGAGGACUUUCUCUAUUAUGGCUACGGCGCAAAAACCUAGGCAUCGACGCAAAAAGGUUAGUCCACAGGAUGAAGAUGGCGAGAGGCCAGUGUCGUCUUUAUCGCAAGGAUGGACUUCGGAGGAAGGUACUGAUACGCAGACACGAGGUCCUUCACCGCAGCCCUCUAUAACACUAUCAGCAGGCGAUAAUGUGUCAAUGAAGAAAGCAGGCAGUUUUGUGUCUGUCAAAGAAGCUGCCGAAAAUGACAAAGUUUUAAAUGUAGAUAAAGUUGAGGAAGAGUUGAAAGAUCUAAAAAAUGUAGAUAAAGAACCUGCUACAGACCAAAACCGCUCCUUGUUGUCUGUGAAUGGAAGGAGGAGCACUGAACCACCUCAACGGCCAGCUUCAUCAUCAAGUGGCAGAUAUAGUGCAGACUCUGGCAAAAAGAUUCCAUCCAAUGUUGUGGUGCCCAUUGAUGGGGAUGUUGUUCCUGGCAAGCCAGAGCCAACCCAAGCUUGGAGUGAAUCCAGUAUGGUUGAUCUAAAUAACACUUCGUCUCAACCAAACCUGCGGCCCCAGACGGCCGACGGUCAAAAGGGACAUAAGGAGCGAACACGCAGCCCCGGACAGGGGACCCACACAGGCAGCGUUCCCAGCAUGCAUACUGUCAUCAGUAUUGAAGAAGCUAAGCCUAAAGACAGAAUUGAUGUAUUUGGGGAGGGAACUAGUGGUGCUGUGAUGUGGACAAAGAACCAGGAGGACACAAAGAGUCUUGUAUCCACAACAUCUUCUGUGCGAAUACCACCACCACAGCUGGAAAAUGAGCAACAAGCGUAUGUACCCUUCCUUUACGCACGAGACUCCUUAGAAAAGGUAAUGAUGGAUAUGAAGAAAAUGAAGGCAAACCAUAUCAAGAUUGUCUCCGACAUCCAAGAUUCCUACCGUGCAAUCGAAAAUGAGACGCAGGCCCAGUUUAAUGUAUUUGUGGUUGGACUCCGCACUGACUAUCGUGGUAAGGUGAAAACAUUCCGUCAAGUAAUUGAGGUUCAUCGUGAAGAGCUAACAAGCCUCCAGAAAUACUGGCAAGAAACACUCCAAGAAGCUGCAAUGCACCAGGCUAGAUUCAACACACUUCACCUCCAGUACUUGGCAAUUGCUCAAGCUACUGUAGAAAACAAAGAUAAAAUAGAUGAAGGAAUUGUAGCAGCUGAGAUGGACAAGAAAAUAAUGGACAAUGAGCAACAAGAAUUAAAAGAUGACAUAAAGAAAUGGGAAAAAGAGUUCAAAGAAAGGAAUGGCAGAGAACCUACUGAAGAGGACAAACCUGAUAGUGUUCAUGAACUAGAGACCCAGCUUCAUGAAGUUGAGAUAAAACAGAAAGAGCUGGAAGGGAAGAAAGAGACACUGGUAAUGCUGAAAGAAGGCAAUAUACCAGAGGUCAAGGAGGCUGACAUCCCGGAGCCCAUUGUCAAAACUGUUGAGGUCACAGUGCCUGACCCAGUCACUGUCGCUGCACUUGCUGCAAGCCAGGCAAAAGUUAAAGACCUUGAGGACAAGUUGAGAGUGCUUGCCAAAACCGUUGAAGGAAAGGACGUGCUGAUAGGAAAGCUACAAAAGGAACUGAAGAAUCAAAAAAAUUCUGACGGUGGAAGUGAAAAAGUUGAUCCAAAUUUGAAAAUUAUUCUCCAAGCUGUGGUCAAACAUACUCAAUCAAUUCAUCAAGAUAAUGGACCCGCUAAAAACCAAGUGUCUGCCAGACUGAUUGAAGCAGAAAGGGAGAAAGCAGGACAUGUAAUGGCUAAGGAAGACGUACAGGGACAAAUUGACUCCUGGGAGAAGGCAUAUGAAAGCGAGCAUGGUAUUGGGCCUACAGAAGCUGAUAGGGAUGAAACUGCCAAAAAACUAUAUGCCAAUUUGGAAACUAGCAAUCAAGCUUACAUGGAAAAUGAAGUCGACAUUACUGCCUUGAACAUGAUACAAACAGGGGUAAUUCCAGACAAGUUCGGUGGUAUGAUGGCAAUAUCAUUUCGUGGCGGCACUGCAAAUCAAAAAGAACUGGACGAGCUGAACGAGAAAAAUGCUGACCUUGAGAAGGAGAUUGAAGAGAUGAAAGAGAAACUGGAGGAGAUGCAGAAGGCAUCGGAUCAAUCUGGGGGUGGCAUUUCUCUUGCAAUCACUUCUGGGAUCGAUGAUGAUGAUGAUGAUGUAGAGGGAUUCAAUGCUCAGCUCGGAGAUUUGCAGCAACAGGUCGACAAGGCUGACAAAGAACUCCAGCAGGAGAAGGAAUCUCAUGAAAAAACAAGAAAUGAACUGGAUGAUCUGAAAAUGGAACUGGAGAAAUUGAAACAAGAACAGAAAGAUAUGGAGACAGAGUAUGAUGGCAAAAUGAAGGCAGCCACUGCUGCUCUUGCUGCAAAAUUAGAACUGAAGAAUAAGUCACUGGAUGAGAGUAAGCAACGUAUUGAAGAGCUGGAGAAAGAAAAGUUGAGUACUCUACCACCAGAUGCUGCGAAGGAAAUCCAGCUCCUACAGGCUAAACUUGCAAAAUCUGACAAAGAUAUGGAAGAGCUGCAGAAGUCAAGUAUCGGUGGCAAUGCAGAGGUUAAAAAUAUUAAGCUGGAGAUGGCAACUUUAAGUCAGACUCUUGCUAAAGAAAGAGAAAUCAACCGAGGUCACCAGGAGAAUCUGAAGAAAAAGAUGGCAGAGAAAGAUAAACAGAUGAAAGAGCAGCAGAUAGCAAUAGAGAAGAAAUACCAGCAGAGGGAGGAUGAGAACAAGAAACAACUGAAGGCACUGGAGAAGAAAGUAAAGGAGUUAUCAGCAGCGGGUGCAGUUAAAGCUGGUGCUAAGGGUGGCAAGGGUGCUAAUGCUGGAGCUGUUGAUGCAAAAACAGAGAAGAAAUUGAAGUUACUGCAAGACCAAAUUGCAACACUGAAGAAGAAGUCUCAGGAAGAUCAAGCCAAAAUUAAAGAGCUGACAGAUCAGUUAAAGGAAGCAAAAUCUGAUGCAUUUGGAGAUAAACAAGCUGGAAAGAAGCAAGAGAAAGCACUGAAGGAUUUGGAGAAAAAGUUAGAAAUGGAGACGAAAAAGUUUGAACGAGAAUUAAAGAAGGCGACAGAGUUGGAAGCAGAGCUAAAAACUACAAAGAAGGAACUUGAAACAUCUUCAGAAGAAGUGAAGAAGCUGACAGCACAGAUCGCUGCCCUCGGGGUUGCUGCCCAGGAAGCUGUUGAACUAAAAGAGAAAGCAGACAAGUUUGAGAAAGAAGUAAAGGAUUUGCAAGCAGAAAUUAAACAACUCUCUGAAAACUAUAACAGCGAAAGGGUUUUGCGCAAGAAGUACUACAACAUGGUGGAAGACAUGAAGGGUAAAAUCAGGGUAUAUUGCCGUUCUCGUCCUCUCAGCGGAUCUGAAAAAGAAAGAGGAAAUACUGUUAUUGUGAAUGCUCCGGAUGAGUACACUAUUGCAGUAAAAAGCUCACGUGGAGUCAAGGAAUUCCAGUUCGAUCAUGUAUUUAUGGCAGAAAAUACACAAGAAGAUGUCUUUGAAGAUACAAAUAAUUUGGUCCAGUCAGCUGUUGACGGUUACAAUGUGUGUAUAUUUGCAUAUGGUCAGACAGGAUCUGGUAAAACGUUUACAAUGAUUGGGGAUCGAGAGCAAAAAUUCCCAGGAAUUGCACCAAGGGCUUUCCAGAAAAUUUUCGAUGUCAUUGAAGAGAACAAGUCAAAGUUCUCUUUCAAAGUAUACACCUAUAUGUUGGAGUUGUACAAUGAUAAAUUGAUUGACUUAUACGCCAAUGGAAAAGAGUCAAAGCUUGAUAUUAAGAAGGACAAGAAAGGGAUGGUUGUUGUGACUGGAUCUGUAAUGCUUGAAGCCUCUAAUAACAAGGAGCUGUAUGGUUUGUUUGAGCAGGGUUCUGCCAACCGACAUGUUGCUUCAACAAAGAUGAAUGCUGAAAGUUCUCGUUCUCAUUUGGUUCUGGCAAUCGUUAUUGAGAGUACAAACUUAUCAACUGGUACCGUGGUUAAAGGCAAAUUGAGUUUGGUAGAUUUGGCUGGAAGUGAGAGAGCAGCAAAAACAGGAGCAACAGCAGAACAACUGAAGGAAGCAAACUCCAUCAACAAGUCACUCAGUGCUCUUGGUGACGUCAUCUCGGCCCUUUCCAGUGAGCAGUCAUUCAUCCCAUACCGUAACAAUAAGUUGACCCUUCUCAUGCAGGACUCACUUGGUGGCAAUGCUAAAACACUUAUGUUCGUCAAUAUCUCCCCUGCCGAUUAUAAUGCUGAUGAGACUGUUGUCUCAUUGACGUAUGCAUCACGUGUGAAGUUAAUUACAAAUGACGCUUCCAAAAACGCAGACAACAAAGAAAUUGCUCGCCUAAAGGAAGUUAUCACUAAACUGAAGAAUGGAGAAACGGUAGCUGAAGAAGAUACAUAAGUUAGACAGCUUUCACCUGCAAAUGAGUUGCAAAAACUUUUUAACACACAACAAAUUGGCUAUCAAAAAUCAGUGGCUAUGGGGUGAUUUUUUUAAAUUUUUUAUACUUGGUGCAGUCUUAGUUAAGACAGUUUUAUGGCAGUGGUCUUACAGAGGUAAGACCGUCUAUAUGAUAAAACUGGCUUUAAUAACUACCUGUUUAAGACUGUUUUAUAGAAGUUCACCCUUGUUAUAAGUUAAGUAUCACCUGCUUCUGACAAAAGCGUUUUUGGAGACCAAAAAUGUCAGUUCACUUCUAGUAUUAUAAACUGCUGAUGUUGUCAUUGAUGUAGGAAUUGCUUUAUAAGGUAAAAUGACGUCAUCCUUUUAGGAUGUAAAACAAAGUAGAUAUUUGUAUGCAUAUUUAGAAAGUGCUUAAUACCCGGUCACAUAAAACAAAAUGUUACAACAGGAUUCAUGCUAAAUGUUACUUGGAAAGUCUCUAUAAGUCUCCAAGAUAUUCCUACCAAGAACACUGUCAUUUUCGCACGAGCAGAUUAAAAUUGACAUGCCUUAUUUGAGUGCGCAUUUAACUAGGAGUUCAGUUGCAUAAGACUGAAACAAACUUCAAAGAAUGCGAUACAAGCCAUUGUAAUUCUGUAUUUCCAACUUUCUUUGAAAUGUUGUUAUGGAUGUACAUUCAUUAUGGCUUGUAUUACAGUACAUUCGUUGGAGUUUGUGAGCAUGCAUACAUAUUCAUGCAAAAAUGUUAGAAGUGUUACAGACUUCUGUGUGUUACAGGACGCAAGCUAGUUGACAUGUCUGCAUUCCCACAGACACGAUAUAGCAGGAAGUGGCGUUCUAAGUGUCUCAAGUAGCAUUUGUCUUGUGUGAAUCGGGAUAUAAGAUGCAUUAUUAUGUUAGUAGUAAUAAUGAUACUUGAAUCCGUCCAUGUUGAGCUUUGUAUAUAAACAUUUUAAGCACUACAUAAAAAAUAUGUUUAUAUAAUUAUAUUUUAUUAGUACAAUUCAUAAAAAGCAUAUAUUACACAGACACUUUAAUUGACAAAAAAAAUUGUUUAGAGAGAAUGAUAAAUAAAUGAUUAAAUGACAAUUACUUGGAAUGAACAGUGGAAGAUGGCUCUGGAAAAAAUGAACUUUUUAAACUGGUCUUAGAACAUUCAUUCCAUCAUGAAAUAUUUGCAAUAAAAUAAGAUGUUUAAUCAAUACAUAGAUUAAGUUAAUUGUAAAUCAAAACGUGUUUUCUAGUUCAAUAUUAAUAUAUCACCUUGAACAAUUGGAAAAAAUAUUCAUAAAUUAUUUUUGUAAUAAUUUGAAAAUCAUUCAGUGUAAACUUUUUAGAGGUCACCUUGAGCUUAGAUAAUGUUGUAAAUUAUUAUUAUUAUUAUUAUUAUUUCAAUAUUUAAAUUAUUUUUAGUAAGUCGUAGCAAAGUACUUUAUUUAAUGCAGUUUUGGAGGUGAUAAAGAAAAUAUAAGCAUUUUAUUAAAUAAAUUGCAAUUAAGCAAAACUCUGGUUUUUUUUUAUUAUGGUAUUAUAUUUGUAAUUAUAGAUAUUUCUUUAAAUUGUGAACAUUCCAAGAUUGUCCUCCAUGUCCAUUUAUUUAGAUUUAUUAAAUUAUUUCAAUAUGGAUGCAAAA